CAAUGAUUACAGAAUACAAUAGCUCAAAGUUCAGCAAGGGCCUGUGAACUGAUGCACUUUUGUGAAAUAUAGUUACAUUACAGUGCAAAAAAAGAAGCCAUGAGCUCCAAAACACUGACAGUUGCAGCUCGUUUACUCCGUCGUUGCUUCCACAAACCUAGUCGUGUUUUUCAAGUGGAUCCGGUGCGACUAUACUAUGCGUCCCCGCAGGUGGUUACGGGAUCAGCAGUUCGUACCGUGGACCUCCGCAGCGACACAGUCACCAAACCCGGAGCAGCCAUGCGCCAAGCCAUGGCAGAGGCAGAGGUUGGAGACGAUGUGCUCGGAGAAGACCCUACAGUUAAUGAACUACAGAAAUUUGCUGCUGAUAUGUUUGGCAUGGAAGCAGCUUUGUAUGUCCCCACAGGAACAAUGAGUAACCUGAUUGCAGUUAUGGUGCACUGCAGAGAAAGAGGUGAUGAGAUGAUAGUUGGUGAUCUCUCUCAUAUUCAUAUUUACGAGCAAGGAGGAAGUGCACAGCUUGCAGGCGUUCAUUCUGCAACAGUCACUACCCUUGGUGACGGGACCUUUGACCUAGACCAGCUGAUCUCCAAGAUCCGUCACGGUUAUCCUAACUCACACUACCCACGCUCCCGCCUGAUUUGUGUGGAAAACACGCACAAUGUACAGGGAGGCCGCGUCCUCCCACUGUCCUUCCUGCAGGAGCUUCGCUCUGUGGCUGAUAAGUUUGGGUUGGCUGUGCAUAUGGAUGGAGCGAGGGUGAUGAACGCAGCUGUGGCUCUGGGCGUCCAACCCUCUGUUAUACUGCAGCACUGCCACUCUGUCAGUGUGUGUCUGUCCAAGGGACUCGGGGCACCUGUGGGCACCAUGCUAGGUGGGUCAAAAGAUUUCAUACAGAGAGCGGUACGUGCCCGCAAGGCACUUGGCGGCGGAAUGCGCCAGUUGGGUGUCUUGGCAGCAGCUGGUAAGAUUGCCCUGUCAGACAUGAUUGGCAGACUGGAGGAGGACCACAGGAACACCAGAAGCUUUGCUCAAGGAUUGUUACAGUGUGACCCUCCUCUGUACCAGGUGGAUCAGACCACUGUGGAAACCAACAUUGUGAGGUUCCGUCUGCGGGACUCACAGAUGAGCCCAGCAGAGUUCUGUGAGCGGAUGGCAGGCGUGGAUGAAGAAGAGGUGAAAGCUCUGGGCCAGGGGGUCCAGGUUCUGAUGUUCCCUCACUUUGGUGGCUCUGUCAGAGCUGUGUGGCAUUUGGACAUCAGCGAGGAAGACACUCAGCUGGCUAUACUGAAGGCUCAGUUUGUGGCCCAACAGCAUAAACGCAAUUCUGUGAGGGCAGCAUGAAAAGAGCUCAUAACCAAUCUUUAAAACAGUCUUUUGGUCUCAGGAACUAUUUUAAAACUGCAAAGGGAAGCACAAUUAUAUUCACUACUUUGCACUCC
Messenger RNA from Labeo rohita (rohu), 1442 nucleotides. It is a transcript of the gene tha1, whose product is annotated as threonine aldolase 1. The coding region runs from base 100 to 1344 and encodes 414 amino acids. The record is from RefSeq and is a predicted model, not a curated record. Gene Ontology annotation, molecular function: L-allo-threonine aldolase activity. NCBI's taxonomy places the organism in Eukaryota, Metazoa, Chordata, Actinopteri, Cypriniformes, Cyprinidae. The transcript is spliced from 7 exons. Gene Ontology annotation, cellular component: cytosol. Gene Ontology annotation, biological process: glycine biosynthetic process; L-threonine catabolic process.